AUGUCAUUACCAUUAAAGUCUUUGACAAUUGAUUCAAACAGCAAGCAAUUAGAUUCCAAGCAAAAGAAAUUUCAUUCGAAUGUCCAAAGAGCUUUGGAGCAUUUUGAUUCUGUUACAGAGUGGGCAGAUUACAUUGCAAGCUUGGGAAAGUUAUUAAAAGCUCUUCAAAGUUGGAAACCACAAUUUAAUAAUGUAAAAUAUUAUGUUCCAUCUCCUUAUCAAGUUAGUAGACGAUUAACAUCCUCCUUAUCUCCAAAUUUACCAGCAGGUGUCCAUCAGAAAACAUUAGAAGUAUAUACUUUUAUUUUUACCAAAAUUGGCCAAGAUACUUUAGCAAAAGAAUGUAAUAUAUGGGUGCCUGGUAUUCUCCCUUUAAUGUCAUACGCGUCAAUGUCAGUGAAAUCUCAUUUGAUAGAGUUAUAUGAUUCACAUUUGGUUCAACUACCUAAAGAAACAUUAACGCUUUUGAUUAGACCUUUAUUAGCAAGUUUAUUACCUGGUAUUGAUGACGAAAGUAGUGAAUUUCAACCAUUAACUAUGAAUUUAAUAGAUCUAUUAAAGAAAAUUAAUAAUGAUUCAUUAUUUUGGCAAACUUGCUUCUUAAUUAUGAUAAAGAAUAAAGGUCGUAGACUUGGUGGGUUAGUUUGGCUUACCAAAAGAUUUCCAUCUUUGAACGCUGUGCCUCACUUACUUGCUGAACUGAAGAAGAAAAAUAAUGAAGGUGUUCCAGAAGAUAUAAGCAAAGAGGAAAAGACAUUUUCCGUUUUACUACCAGAAUCUAAAGACCUUGUUACCCCAGAUACGACCUUAUUGAUCCGUUGUUUGGUUUCUUCAUUAACUGAAGGUAAUGAUUUACUAAUUAAAAGAGGUGUUUUGGACUUGUUAUUACAAAGACUGCAUUUAGAUUCUCCAAUCUUACAAAAUAUAUCAACUAGAGAAGAUGUGAAACUCCUGAUUAUGACAACUUUGAAAACUACAUUAAGCAAAGAUAUGUCACUAAAUAGAAGAGUUUGGAAUUGGCUAUUGGGGUCAUCAACUUCUACAGGAAGGUCAUUCUCAGAAAAGGAAAGAAAUAAGACAUCUGAAGACAUUGAAUCAAAUGAAGGUACAUCCGACUUUUUUUCUAUGUUUGGACUGAGUAUUGUUAUAGAAGGCUUGAAAGAAUUAGUUAAUUCAGAAGAAACUGUAAAUAUUGCAUUUAAUAUUUGCUUAGCGGUUAUGGAUAGAUGGGAAAUUGGAUCAGCAAUAAUUCCUGAAAUGUUCAUUCCACUUCUUUUAGGCUCUCAACGUUUCUCUGAAAAUCAGCAAAUAUUAAAAGUCGCUGGAACGUUUUUUGAUGCUGUUGAAACCAAUAUAAUAUGGGGUAAAGUUUUCCAAUGGUUUAUGAGUACAAAAGACUUCGAAUUUUUGAAUUUUAUCCUUACUAGAUUUAACAUUUCUACAGAUGAAGAAAUUAUUGUUCGUCAUUUACCAAUGAUAUUACUAGCCUUGUUAUCAAUAUCAAAUAUAUCAGAUACUACAAUAGAAUUUAAAAAGGGAGCUUCUAACCGAUAUUCAAUCUGUCAGCAAUUAUUAGAUUCAAUUCCAGAAAGGGCAUAUUUACCUUUAACUCAUUCUACUUUAAAAUUUUCUGAUAAAACUACCAAUAAUAAUACAUUAGAAAAAAUUAUGGAUUAUUAUAUAAGUGUUUCUGAUCCAUCAAAAAUUCAGGAAUCUGAGAAGCUAAUAGAGUUAUCCUUACCAUUCUCAACGGAGAAUCUAUCUUUUUUGACAGUAAAGGCCAUCCAUACUAUAGUUCUUGAGAACCUAAAAAAUUCAUCCAGGGUAUAUGAGUCGUGUAAUAUUUUUAUUAGAAUCCUGGAUAAAAUUCCAACAAUGGAAAAUAACAAAAAGGAAAUUGCUGAAGAUUGGUCAACAGAUCAAUUAUUAAAUGGGGUUUCAGAAGCACUAACUUCUGCAACUAUCGAAGGUCAAGCAGUUUUUGGUAUACUUUCGUUGUAUAGCAAUUAUUUGGCUCAUAGAAUAGAUUUAAUUUCUUCCACAAAGCUAUUAAGGUCUAUUACAGUUGCUUUAUGGCCCUAUAUAGUUGGACCUCAUAAACAACUAAAGGCAGUUAAAGGAAUGCAGGCUUUAAUUCGUAAUAUACCAAUAGUUUAUGUCGAAGCUGCUUUAGCUCAUGCAUUUGUUCAAGAAUCAGAUAUAUCAAAACAAUUAAAGGCUAUUGAACUACUUUGGUCACAUUUUGAUAACGAUAGUGGUAUUCUUGCCAAACCACUUCAAUUAAUAUUAGAUGAACUUUUCGAUCAGAAUAACCCCCAUUACUUAUAUGUUUCUAAAUGGCUGCUUAAUCUAAAACAAUCUAAAACUAUUAAUAGAUUAUUCGAUCUUUUGGUAAAUCAAUUAAUUAAAUUCGACUUUUGGACAAGAGAUAGUUUGGUAGGGGAAGAUGAUAUGGAUGAAUUUACAUAUCGAAUUCAAAGUUUAUUAAAUGUAUUGGUAACAAAUGAAGGCCAAAUUAUCGAAGUAUUUUCUACUGAAUUAUCCAUUUCUCCAACAUUAUCCAUCUGGAAUAAAGAAGAUACUUCUACUUUUAAAAACCAUACUUUAUUAAUAAUUCUAAAAUUUUUAGAAAUGAAAAACAAUAACAAUGCUAGAAGUAUUAGAAGUGUAUUGUUGCUAUUAGACCAUCUGCUGAAUGGUACUGAAAUGAAUUUUAGAGUUAUUGUGAUCUCACUAUUACAAAUGUCAUCCAAUUAUGUGUCUCUUGGUGAUAUAGAUUCAGAAUCAAUGGCAGUUUCUUUAAUAAAUAUUGUUUCCAAAGUGUUACGCCUUUCCCAUGUUAAGGGUAUCAAAUUAGAUAUAUUUAAUGAUAAUACCACACAUUUAAAAUACAUUGAUUAUCUAGUUACGAGUAGCGCUACGAUGGAUACCCCAUUGAUACUUGCAUCAUAUGUGAAAUUACUAUCAGAAAGUGUUGUAUAUUUUGAAGAGUCUAUAUUUAGAAUGAUCCUUCCACUAACUGCGUCAAUGGUAAAUUGUUUACAAAAACUUUUUGAAGCAGAAAAGGUUAGUGGUGGAAACUAUCAGUCAAUUAUCCUUCUUUUUAAUGGUUUAGAAGAAUUGCUUGAUGUUGCUCAUGCAAGAUUGUUAGCAGAUCAACGAGAUGGUUAUCUAGCAACCAGUGGUUCAAGGGGUAGUGAUUUUCUUCAAUCAGUUGUUUCCAAUGUUUUUUCGACAGAUAACUCUCAGCUAUUAACUAAAAUCCAGGGUGAGCGUGAUGUGGUUAUUCAAUCAUUUAAACAAGUUAUUGAUUCUUGCAUUGAUGUUUGGUGUUGGAUUCAUUCAACUUUUGGCAACGAUAGUCGUGCUGUAAGUGAAACGGAAAGUCAUACUUCCUAUAAAUUAAAAUUCAGAACAAAAAGUUUAUUGGAAAAAUUAUUUUUAGCAGAACCUCUUGAAGUUCUUGAAGGAAUUAUUCAUGGACAUCAAAAUGAAACCGCAGUUGUUUUAAUUCGCGCCUUGGAUGGUAAUAGACCCAAAUUAACAGUUCCAUAUUUCUUAUACAGUAUUGUUGUGAGAUAUAACAAGAGUUCCACUAUUAAAUUUAAUAAUUUUACGACAAGUGCUAUGUCUGGAAACAGGAAUACCCGUUUCGAACCUACACUGUUAAAUAAAAUUUCAGGCCAAAAAAUUCUAGUAUUUUUAUUUGAUUAUAUUGAUACUUUAGAGAAUGCAAGUGUUGAAGAUUUUUAUAACGAAUUUAUUAUAUUCAUUAAAGAGGUGAUUAAUAAUUAUAGCAAUUACAAUCCAGUAGCAACAAAGAUAUUGAAAUUAUUUGCUCUAGUUUCAGAAAAAGUUUACAAAACUUCUUUUGCUGAACAAAAAACUGUUAAUAGAGAAAUAUCUGAAAAUUUCUUAAAAUACUUACCAACUGCUUUGUCUGAUCUACAGGAUAAGACAAUACCCCAAGCUGAGAAAUACGAUGAUUUAAUUUAUUUGCUUUCUCAAGCUCAGUAUGUUUCUAACGAUUCUGUUGGAAGUGAUAAGUAUAAUGGCAUACUAAGUAGUAUUGUAUCACAGUGCAUAAUACCGUUCAUUAGAGGGAAAAAUGAAGAAGUUAUCCCGACACAUGUUCUACAUAUGUGCAUUGAACUAUCCAAAACUGCAGAAAGAGUAAAAAUUUGGAAAAGUUUAAUAAAUGAAUUAUUUGAAGAUGACAAAAAAUUCUUCACAUUAGCAAAAUUAGAAGAAUGGAGGAUAUUAUUUGCAGAUUGGUGCCAGUAUCCUGACAAUAAAUCUCGUAUAUUAAAUGACUUACUUUUAUUGAUUGAUUCUAAAAACAAUAGUGUCACCCCUGUUUUAUUGAAUUUUAAUUCAUGGAACGUUUCUGAACUGGAAAAUAAAUGUAAGAAUAUUACCAGAAUUGCAUAUCUAGUCACAAUUUGCCCUGAUGAUUUUUUUAUUUUACAAUUUCAAUCUUUAAUUAAUUAUACUUGCCAGUAUUUAGUUUCUAAAGAAGUUGUAUUAAGGUCUAAGUGCUGGAUUUUACUAAGAGCAUUAUUAUUAAAAUUUUCAAUUUCUCAUUUUAAUGAUUAUUGGUCAUCUAUUGUUUAUUGUCUACAAACUAAUUUACAAGAAUUUUAUGAAGCUCUUCAAUUGCAAGGUUCAAUAGAUCAUACAUCCGUAUUUCAAACCUGUAAAUCUUUAGAUCUAAUUUUAGCUAUGAAUGUAGAGGAUUUCGAUGCAACAAAUGAAUGGCUAUUUAUUAUUGAUACCAUAAAUUGUCUAACCAAGACUGAACCAUAUAUGGCCCUCUCAGAUGAGAUAUGCGAAACUAAACCAUUUAAAGGAUUUAAACCAACAGAUAAUUCACUACAUUUGAAUGAGUACUUACCUUUACUAUCUAAUAUUCAUUCAAUUAAAACAUAUUCUGAAUUAGGAUCAUUUUUUAAAAAUAUCACAAUAAACAGUUACAAUACUAUGUUCCAAUUGAAGAGCCUCGAUUUAUCAAAAUGUAAAACUGAUCUACUUGAUGAUAUGUUACAAGAAUAA
Molecule: messenger RNA, 5052 nt
Organism: Henningerozyma blattae CBS 6284
Lineage: Eukaryota; Fungi; Ascomycota; Saccharomycetes; Saccharomycetales; Saccharomycetaceae
Gene: DOP1
Product: Dop1p
Exons: 1
Coding region: 1-5052 (1683 amino acids)
Biological process (GO): Golgi to endosome transport
Cellular component (GO): endosome; trans-Golgi network
Source: RefSeq, a predicted model, not a curated record